CUUACAGCUGUAACCCGAUCAUCGGUUUCCCAAGCACGAGAGAAAAGCAUGAAGUUAUUCCAUCUCGGUGUCACAUCCUCGCGCGCCGGCCUCUGGCUAGCAGUUGUCUCCUCUCUUUUCUUCCCGCACAUCUCCGCGAAUUCAUGCCAGCCGUAUACCUGGGACUCCCUUUCACCCAUGCGCAUCGCCUCCGUCGACGAUUCCGUCGACCUCGGUCCGACCGAGGGCGAACCCUUGGUGGUCAACCCGGGCGAGAUCAACUGUCGGUUUUGGACGAACACGCCCGAGGAAGUCGACUACUACACAUGCUCGCGGCUGGCCCGGCGCUAUCUGAUGCCUGUCGAGCAAUUCUUCUUCCUGAACCCUGAAUUGGACAAGGACUGCAGCAACAUCCAACCCCAGACUGAGUAUUGUGUCGAAGGAUCGAGGACUGCGCCCCCGGUAUCUGCUAUGAGGGCAUCUGUGAUGGCGACCAUAUCUACAGCACCGACGGUACGUGCGGCUACAACUACGGCUGGCGCGACUGUGCCGGCCACUGGGGAAACUGCUAGGAUCGGUGUGGCACUGGUGACGCUUCCUGCGGCAUCUUCACCUGCUAGAGACGAGCAACCGGCCGGCACAAAGUGGACAAAAGACGGCACCUGCGGCGGCACGGAGGGAAUGAGGUGCUCAGCCGAGUGGGGGAGAUGCUGCAACGUGAACGGCGUCUGCUGCGAAAAGCCGGCCGACUGUUAUGUCGAGCGGGGGUGCCAGGACGCGUUUGGAAUCUGUGCCUCGAACUCGACAUCUGCUGUAUCCACGUCUGCAGCCGUUUCGACUUUAACCGCUCCAGGAACCGUGACUUUAGGCAUCACUGCAACCACAAGUACCUCCACGGUGGCCCCUGCCCCUGCUUGCACCGGCGGCUCGAACGCGCCAGGCAUCACAGAUAACCUGAAGGGCCUGUGUUCAUACAGUUGCGACUACAAUCACUGCCUCGUUGGCGCAUGCGUCUGCACUGGGCCGGCCGCAGAGCCAGCCGUCGGUAUACCAGAGCAAACAGGCCGCCACGGCUGUCCAGCUGACAAUAUCACGGAGGACCUGGGGUAUUAUGAGGACCUCUGCGAGUUUACUUGCAGUCGCGGAUACUGCCCACCAGGUGCCUAUGGGGUGAAAGUACAAAGGUCGCGGUGAAACUUAGAGUGGAAUUUGUAAUAAGAGAAAGGGUGAAAGUAUUACUAGCUCCUUUGAAAGUAACGAAAGUUGAGGCAAAAGUCAGG
Molecule: messenger RNA, 1259 nt
Organism: Colletotrichum navitas
Lineage: Eukaryota; Fungi; Ascomycota; Sordariomycetes; Glomerellales; Glomerellaceae
Exons: 6
Coding region: 49-1173 (374 amino acids)
Source: RefSeq, a predicted model, not a curated record